Molecule: messenger RNA, 3839 nt
Organism: Austrofundulus limnaeus
Lineage: Eukaryota; Metazoa; Chordata; Actinopteri; Cyprinodontiformes; Rivulidae
Product: translation initiation factor IF-2
Exons: 12
Coding region: 235-1293 (352 amino acids)
Biological process (GO): T cell extravasation; positive regulation of neutrophil extravasation; homotypic cell-cell adhesion
Cellular component (GO): plasma membrane
Source: RefSeq, a predicted model, not a curated record
CAAUCCAAUCCAGACAAAAGGACGACAGGUCUGCGGCGGCGCGCACCGAGAGCAUCUGGGCACCUUUUGGAGACGGAUCCGACGCACCGGCGCGCACACACACGCACGCACCCCCCCACUCCUGAAAUCUACCUGAAAACUCCACACCGGUCAAUUGUCCUUGAAGAAGGGCGAGACAACAAAAAGGAAGCGCGAGCCCUGAUUUUUCUUCCUAACCAGAAGAGUGCGUUUUACAUGAUGUCAUACCUGUGGAUUCUGCUGUUAGGAAGCCUUCUGGCCUCACAUGGCAAGGCGCAAGAUGAUGAGACUACUCCAGAUCCAGAGGACGCCAUGUCGGAUGGAGAGGUCGACGUAACUCCUGAUGCAGGCCCAGAUGACACCAACCCAAAUACUGACCCAACACCAGCAGAUACUGAUCCUGAGCCAGACGCUGACCCUACUGCAGAAGAUGCUGUGACUCUGGCACCUUUGGAUUCAGAAGAGGCAACUCCCUCAGAAGACGCAGAACCAACCGUCGAAGCAGAAGAUGGGGACGGCGCAAACGAAGCAACAGAAGCCACAGUAGAAGAACCAGAAGCAACAACUCCUGAAGCAGAAGUACCUGCAGAUGCAGAAACAACUCCUGCACCAGAGCCAACGGUGCCUAAAGAAGUAGACACAGAAACAGAGGCUCCCACUCCUGGUGAUGUGCUAAUUGAAACCACUGUGGCAGAGGCAGUUCUUACAACCCAAGGUGCUGGUUCAGGGCUUGGUGUAGAGACUGAGCAGARGACACAACGUGUAGAAGAGCACGUUCCUGUAGUCACUGAUGCACCAGCAAUUCAAGAAGAGACUGGAGGAGACGAGAAAACCCCACCUGCACUAAUAGAGGAGAAAACAACCCUUGUUCCAUUGAAUCAAGAGCCAGAAAUUGAUGUAAAAUUCAAUCAAGGAGUUAAAUCAGAAUAUAAUGAGUUAGACUUGUCAGAUGCUUUGGGUGAUGGGACUGCAGAUAAUGGCCAAACAAAAACACGGAGAACUGGCAACUUCAACGCAGAACCUGUUAAGGAGGAAGAAAAAACGGCAACCCAAGAAGGAAACUCUAAACCCUUAGCAGCAGUCCUGUCUGCAAUUGUUGUGUCUGCCGUUGGAGCCGUGACAGGAUACUUUGCCUAUCAGAAGAAGAAGCUGUGCUUCAAAAACAGUGGGGGAGCAGAUCCGGAGACUGGGAACAACACAGUCAAAGCAGAUGCAGCCGAGGCUCAGUCCGAUCCACAGGUCCUCAGCAACCUACUGCCCGCCACCCAGCAAUGAUCAUCUGACUGCACCUGCUUCAGUCAAGCAAAGUGGCAGUCUCACUGUUAGACUCUGUCCCAAAGAGCUAAAUUAAUGUGAGGCCCGACAGUACGACUGCGUGUUUCUGUCUGUGUGUGUAUGUGUGUGCUGAGUACGAGUGUGGAUCUUAGUGUGGGUGAAUGUACACAAGUGUGUUCAAUCUUUAACAUACACACGUAUGUGGGGAAAAGAAGCAGUUAGAUAAAGAUCGAGCAAAUAUGUUUGAACUCAAAGGGCCUUCUAGUUCUUCCAUCAUAGGAAUCCGAUAAAAAGAUGAAUUAAUGCCCAACUUUUUUUCUUUCCAAAGUUACAAUCAGAGAUCAAAUCUCAUAAGCGUAACCAUAAAAUAGCUUAUAUAUAUUUUUUUGUUCAAUUUAAUUGUACAACUAAAAUGAUCAAUUUGUGUUGGAUUAUCACAUGUGGAUUAUUUGAUUAUUGCUAUUUUAUUCCAUUCUAACAUUUAAAACAGAUAUUUUGAAAUUCUACUAUAUAAAGUAGUUUUUCAAGCUAAAAAAAAAACUUUUUCUAAUAAAUUAUCUCUUGUAAAAGUGUAGAAUAAAAGGAUAAGUGGCAUGAAUUACGUAUUAUCACUGUAAUUUGUGGAUUUUGACUGGGAACAGUAGAAGAAGAUGAUAAUCCUAAUUCUGUUGAUGCUCUGAAAUGGCACUGUGUCUGUUUGGAGGAUGACAUCAUGUUUUGUUUUGUUUUGUUUUGUUUUGUUUGUUUUUUGUUAUGGUAUGGGGACUUUGGAUCCUUUUGGGUGUCUACCACUACUUCUUAGCCAAAUAAAUAAAAAAAUCUAUUGACCUUUUUAAAAUGCAAGUAAGAUAAACUUUAUUUGACUCUGAGAACUUGCAAAUUAAUUAUUAUUAAUUAACUAAUUUUUAUUAUUAGUUUAUUCUGUCACUGUAAAUGAACAGCUUGUCACCUAACAUGGACGAAUUUACACAAAGUCAUGUAGAAAAUGUGUUCUGCGUUGUUCUAAUGUAAUAUGUGUCUAGUUGUGAUGCAGUAAUUUCUUUGCGAUAGUGCCUUUCACUGUCACAGCCUGGUUUGGUCAACGUAAAGACACACAGGGAACGUAUCCGGGACCCAAAUGUGAAAACACGCAAACAUGGUGAAUGUAAUAAUUCUGAAUGGAAAACAGGCAAUGAAUGUUGUUUAAAAUUGUAAAAGACUCACACAUAUGCUGUUAGACUUGCUCUCUUAUUUUCAGUUUUCAUGUUAUUCCAAACUGAGCUGUAAAAACCUCCCUUCGUCGUGUGUCUUUUACUUGAACAAGCCAGUAGCUGUCAGUAUUUUUUGUAUCAUUCGUACACAAACACCACUCACUUGUGAUUUUUCUAUAGAAACUCUUUACCAUUUUAGCAGUGGUGCCUAUUAGCUGACACUGAUGGUCUUGAGUCGACUCGUUUUGCUGUGUUAAUUCUGUGAACGUUGUUGUGAAAUUUUUCAAACGAAGCUUUGUUACUGCCCUUUUUUUUCCCGUUCUCUCUUUUCUAUCACUGUAGCGCAAAUUAACUUCUGAAUGUCUUUCUUUUGCCUUGAAAUUUUGUACUUUACGAAUGUUUUUGAAGUUUAAAAUGUGGUAGUGCAAGUUUUUGAGGUGCGUUAGCUGUGAGACUUUAUUAGCUGCAAUACAGGACAGAGACUGUUGCUAACAGCCUAGCUUCGAGCUGACAAUAGUCUGUGAUGUCACAUUUUUUUCUUGAUKGAAUCUGUGAGCUUCUCUGCCAGCUGCCAUCUUUUCUUCUAACCUGUGAUAGACGACAGACAAGUUUCUCUUGAAAUGCUGAAACAAGUUGGAUAAUAUGUCUGCAUACAGCACAAAUACACAAAAAACACCCAUCAAAUAACAGUACAAGCUUUGUGAAAUAGCCGCUGAUGCCUUCAAAGUAGACUUUUUUUUGUUUAGAUGCAGCACACUCCACAGAGUGGAAAAGAUUUAAUCAAAAAAGUAAUAUUCUGUAGUGCACAGUCAGAAAAAUUGCCAGAACUCAAUUUAUGUUAGGAAAAAAGCAACAAUUCUACCACUUUUUUAAAAAAAGAAACAAGCACUGUUUUUUUUAUAUAUAUUAACCAUUCUACACUUCUUCCUGAACCGUCCCUGUAAAACACGGAAUAUUGGAGCACAGCAAGCAAAACCGGAAUGUAAACCUGGUCCUGAAGUGCACUUUCCAAAAUCCUUCCAAAAGGGCAUCAACCACGACCAGUGCUGCCUUAUUAUUUAUAAUCUUUUGAAUAUUCCUGGGAGGAAAACCAAGAACGGUGUCAUAAUUAAAAAGAAACGGUGAGGCGAACAGAGGUGUUUUGUAAGAGCAUUUUCAAUUGGAGAAGGACUUUCCUAUCCUGUAUACAUGUUGAUUUAUGAAAACACAUUUAGAGCAAUGUAAGACUAAUUUAAAAUACCAUGUUUAUAUGAUGUGUAGGAACUGUCUUCUUCAUUACUGUCAUCUGGCACUUGUGCUUUUUCUGGAGUCGUGUAAAUAAUGUUCGACAAGUCAAAUAAACUGUUUUUUGUGGGA